Messenger RNA from Gasterosteus aculeatus aculeatus (three-spined stickleback), 1508 nucleotides. It is a transcript of the gene stx8, whose product is annotated as syntaxin 8. Gene Ontology annotation, cellular component: SNARE complex; endomembrane system. Gene Ontology annotation, molecular function: SNARE binding; SNAP receptor activity. Gene Ontology annotation, biological process: intracellular protein transport; vesicle fusion. The record is from RefSeq and is a predicted model, not a curated record. Lineage: Eukaryota; Metazoa; Chordata; Actinopteri; Perciformes; Gasterosteidae.
UGGGUGCCGUCGUGACGUCAAACCUAAACAAGAAGCAGUUUGCUGGUGAUUAUUGCCAGAUAAACUAAGUGGAUUUUCUCUCCAUUGAUAACUGUUAUCGUUAUGUCUCAGGACCCGUGGUUACAGAAUUAUGACGCCACUUGUCGCUUGGCACAGGAAACGGCAGAAAACAUUCAUGAGCGCAACAGGCAGCAGAGAACAGGGGGGAACCCUGCAAAGAUCAACAUGACACUGCGAGCGUCACUGCAGAAGCUCAAACAGAACAUUGCCCAGCUUAAAGAGGGUUUGUUGCGAGCAUCAUCAAGUCGGCGCUUGAUGCAGUCAGAAGCUGAUAGGAGACAGAACCUUAUUGACGACCUGCUAACCAGAGAGAAGCAGCUCAAUGCCACCCUCAAGGGAGACUUCAUGGAGUCUGAACCUUCAAGGUCGAUGUUGAUGGGCUCGGGGGCAGGAUCGAGCGGAGGCGUUGUGGCCAACCCCUGGCUGGUCAACGAAUCGGAGGAAACCACAGGACUGACCUUUGGGCAGAUCAAACAGCAGCAACAACGAAUCAUCGAAGUCCAGGAUGCAGGCUUGGAUGCGCUGGCCGCCGUCAUCAGCAGACAGAAGAUAAUGGGCCAGGAUAUCGGCAAUGAGCUGGAAGAACAGAACGAAAUCAUUGACGACCUAACGCAUCUGGUGGACAAGACGGACGACAGGAUUCGCAACGAGACCCGAAGAGUGAAGCUCGUGGAGACAAAGUCCACCUCCUGUGGGAUGCUGGUGGUGAUCGUGCUGCUCCUCAUCGCCAUCGUAGUGAUCGCCGUGUGGCCCGUGUAGCUGACGAGGACCCGCGCUCGACGACUCCCGCGACGGCAGCCUGAAACCUUUUCUGCAUCGACUCUACACACAACAAACAAACAUUGUCUCUUAAAUGGAGACAAAGGGCCAACUGAGCCAAUGGGAAAGGAAGCCUACUUUUUUCUUUUUAUAUAUAUAUAUGUAUAGACGCUUGUUCUAACAAUUGUUAAUGUGUCUGUCUGUUAAAUUCGCAUUGAAUCAAAUGGUUAAAGUACGGAGGGGUUUGAAGGCCUUUUGAACACUAUCUGAGUCUGGACUGUGGGCGAUGCGGAACCUCUGUCCCUGGUUCCGGACCGAGCCUCACACUGACGGGCCGUGCAAUCCUGGCAACCUUUCCACUCUAUCAUAUGCAUUUUAUAGCGUUCAUGAAAUGGCGCUCAGCCAUAACGGUCGACCAGCUGAUGUGGCUGCUUUUCCCUUCCUUGUAAAUCAACUCCCCUUGUAAUUGCUAAUAAAUGGCAUUUCCUGUUAAAACUGCAGCCUGUCCGUGUUAAAGUACAGCAGUGUUUUAUUACAUGACGUUUAGCUGAAUUAACUAGUACCACCAACCCAUACCUCCAUUUGGAAACCGGCAUAGUGUUUUCACUAAUGUACCUGUGAUAUUAUGAAUAGGCUACUGGUAAAUGUGCCUCUUAACGUAAUAAAUGAAACAGGAUCAUGCAACUCAA